Molecule: messenger RNA, 782 nt
Organism: Suillus subalutaceus
Lineage: Eukaryota; Fungi; Basidiomycota; Agaricomycetes; Boletales; Suillaceae
Exons: 1
Coding region: 216-782 (188 amino acids)
Source: RefSeq, a predicted model, not a curated record
AUGCCGCUCUGUUGUGUACAUUUAGGGCCACAGUCACGUGAGACAACACGCGCACUGGAGCGCGAUGAACAAAGACGCAACCACUGGCCUUCCACACUGUGGACGGUGGUUAAAGCCGUCCACAGUAUUCGGGAUAUAAAUAUGCGCCUCAGUGUCCGUGGAGGCCACCCCAAAUCGUUCGCUCUUCCUUGACUCGAGUCAUACUCUGCAUUAUCAUGGAAACGAUGUCCACCACAACAGCUAUGACGCGCAGCGAUAGCGCCACUUCGAUGGGCAUCACCGAUGCUCUGGCGCUCUCCUCUGCCAACAAACUAAGCCCCGCCGAACGAAAGGCCUUCAGUAAACCAGAUCACAAAGCUGGCAAGGUCCUCGGCGUCACACUCACGCGCAAUCACGUAGGACAGGUGCACCACGAUAAGAAACUUUCUCCAUGCCUAUCACAAGAUCAAGAGAAUGUCCAAGGUGAUAAUAUCCUCGAGGACACUAAGGUUAUAGGUGCAAAGCGUUCAUGUAGCCGCAAUGCAAGCGCUGUCACCAUUAUUGGGCCACUUAAGGACCUUGGCCGUGUGCUCGCUUCAGGUAUGGGGAUGGUAGAGAAGCGGAACAAGGGGCGCAUGGCCGCUGGGGGAUAUACGCAACGCGUUGUUUUGGGCCUCUUGCGAUCCAAUGAACCAUCUAGCAAGGAAGGCAAGGAAGAACUACCGACGGGAGUUAGCGACGACAGUGCAUGCUCGCUCCCGGAGCUAGACGAGAGUGAAGAUACCGACGCGCUCCUGAGGUGA